GACAUUCUAUGGACAAAGUCAAGGAUGCUAUUUCUCACCUCAAUCCAAACCAGGUUCCUGUGAUAACUGCAGACCAGCCAAUCUACGCUCUUGCUAAACAAGUCCAGUGGCACUGGCCUGACCGGUAUGGCGAGGACAGGUUUGUGGUAAUGUUUGAUGGUCUCCACAUAGAGAUGGCUGCAUUCAGGUCACUUGGGACCUUGCUCCAGAAUAGCGGAUGGACAGGUGCUCUCGUGGAGGCUGGGGUGGCUUUCUCUGGAACUGCAGACUCGUUUCUCUCUGCAUCCAGUGUCACAAAAACGCGCCAUAUGCACGAGGUCACAGCAUGCUGUCUCUAUAUGCUCCAAAAGGAAGCAUAUGACUACCACUGUGCAGAAGAGAACAGAGUCCUGGAUUUUGACGGCUGGUGUGAGACACGGAGGAAAGAGAGCCCUCAGUUUCAGCUCUGGGAGCUUGUCCUGUCAAUGGAGUUGGUUGUGUUCUCGUUGGUUAGAUCUUUCAGAGAGGCUAACUUCAGCUUGUACUGUCAAGCACUCUCUGCUCUGAUCCCCUUCUUCUUUGCCAACAACAAUGUCAACUAUGCUCGAUGGCUCCCCAUCCACCUCAGAGACAUGGUAUCCUUGGAACAAACUCAUCCUGCUGUGUUCCAUGAAUUCCAACUUGGAAAGUUUGUGGUCCACAAGACUCACAGGGAGUUUUCUGGUAUAGCCAUUGACCAAGCCCAUGAACAAGCUAAUGCAGUGGUCAAAGGUGAUGGUGGUGCCAUUGGCAUUACUGAAGAUCCAUCUGCACUGAGGCGAUGGAUGGUGUCUGGACCAGAGGUUAGCCAGCUGGUUCACCAAUAUGAGUUGGUUACCCAGGCCAAACUGGGGAAUGAGGAUAUCAGACAUCAUGAGCAGACCAGCCAGUCUCAGAAGGCCUUCACUGACAAGGUCAAGAAGUUGUUUAGUGCAAUGAAGGAUCUAGGCAAUCCUUUCCAGGAAGAGUCCAAAGAUCUUCUCACACUGGACACAAAGAUCAUUGAACAUCCCAGUGCUGCAGAGCUUGUCAGAACUCACAUUGAUAAAGGUCAAGCUGCCUUCAAAGACUUUUUCAAUAGUCUUGGUGAUGAGGCUUCCUUCUACAAGCCCAUCAAAAAGAACAAAACUGACUUCUUCCGCCAGGAAGCAGCUGUAGCUUCCACUGACAAGAAGAAGCAGGUACUGAAAAGUGACUGCAAUCUGUUCUCACAGCUUUUCAUAUCCUGUCAAGCACGAGAAUGUGAUCUGUCAGAAUUCUUCAGGCAUGAGAAUCAGUCUUUUCCUGCAGCACUGAGUGACACAGGGAAUCUCUAUCCUGGAAAGAAGUCUGACCUUGUUGGCAUUCUGGAAGAUACCAUUGCUCUUCCUGAUUCUCAGCCAGAAUGUGAUGUCAUCAUUAUUGAUGGUGCUGCUCUUGUACACUCUCUCUCGCCAAAGACCUCAAAGACACUUGGGGAAUAUGCUGUCCGUGAUGUAGUGCCAAAGAUUCGGAGUUACUCAUCGAAGUAUGAGCGAACAGACAUUGUGUUUGAUGUCGACAAGACUUCAAGCCUCAAGGCUGAAACAAGAUCAAAGCGAGGCAAAGGAAGUCUGUGUAGAGUGACAGACAAAACCAAGCUGCCACCCAUCUGGUCCAGCUUUCUCAGAGACAGUGACAAUAAGACAGAACUGUUUGAGUAUCUAGCAGACAAGAUUGUAUCCAUGUGUCCCGACAAUGUCGUAGUUGUGACCAAAGGAGAGAAGGUCUUGUCAAACAAAUCCAUCAACUUUGAAGGCCUACAACCUUGCAAUCAUGAAGAAGCUGACUCCAGGAUUUUCACACACGCAGUUCAUGCAGCCAAACAGAAGACAAAGUCUGUGUUGAUCAAGGCAUGCGACACAGAUAUCCUUGUCAUAGCAGUUGGUCUCUUUGCGAGUCUUCAGAAUGUUGGCUUAGAAAUGCUUUGGGUAGAAUUCGGCCAGGGACAGUCCAUUAGAUGGUUCCCAAUUCACAACUUGGCGAUGAACCUCGGCCAAGAGAAAUGUAGUGGCAUGCUCUUCUUUCAUGCCUUCACUGGCUGUGACGUGGUCUCGGCCUUUCGAGGUAGAGGGAAGACAACUGCAUGGCAAACAUGGGCACUUUGUCCUGAAGUGGGCCCAGUGUUCAGCAAACUGAGUCAGUACCCACCUACCAUAGAAGAUGCUGAUCUCAACAUUCUCGAAAAAUUUGUUGUCAUUAUGUAUGACAAACACAGCAACACUACCAAGGUUGAUGAGGCGAGACUGCACUUGUUUGCUCGGAAGCAAAGACCCUAUGACUCCAUUCCUCCAACUAGUGCAUCUCUCGUUCAGCAUGUUAGACGAUCUGCAUUCCAAGCUGCUUGCAUAUGGGGCCAAUCAACAGAAUGUACAAUGCAACCUAGUAGUCCUGGCAACUGGGGCUGGCAAAAAAAAGGUGAAGCCUGGGAAGUUCUUUGGUCAACCCUCCCACCCAUUGCUCAGUCCUGCCAGCAGCUGACAAAAUGUCGUUGCACGGGUGAAUGUCGGGGACCAUGCAAAUGUUAUCGCUACACCCUGAAGUGCACACAACUGUGUAGCUGUAAAUGCAAAGAGUAAAACAAUGAUCCAGGUUAAAUUCAAACAAGUCACUUCAGUCUGCUGUAGUACCUAUAUUGUGCUUCUGUCACAACAAAUUGAGAUACCACAUCGGUAACUUCCUGAGACAGUGCUAGUUCAUAUAAUUGUCAUCAUAUCACUAUAACACUUAAUGAUAUUGAAAUUUUGAUCUCAGAAUUCGAUUCCUCGUGUUAAAAAACAUAUAUUUUGAUCUACAGAUCAUGAAAAUGUCAUUACUUUGACAAUAUUUAGUGCAAAUACUGUUUCGUACUGGAAUGAAUGGCGGCCAUCUUGAAAAAUGGCGGCCAUUUUGUUUUUGAAGUUGGCUAACGUGCUUUUCUGAGAGAGGAGGUUCUGAAGCACCUGUGUGCCAAUUUUGGUGCUUGUAUCACCAAAUGAAAGAUUGUUUCAGCAAUCUGCCCCACUAUGUGGUUUCACAGCAAUACUGAAAUAUGCAGAGGGUUACAGCUCUCUGUUACCAUUUUACUCCAUUCAGCCUUUCUCCCCUGUUCCCUUCCCUGUUGUCUUGUCAGUGCUUUUCUCCAUCCUGGCUCUGUUCAGCUGUCAGAAGAGCUUGUUGGAGGGACUCUACCAGUUAUUCUUUGCUAUGGCAAUACAAUAGGCUUAUUGUAUUGCCAUAGCAGCGCAGUCUCAUGGUGUCUUUCAAGGAGGCACUCAAGGUGUACAGGCAGCGAUAUUUAUAGUUUCUGCCGGCAUGCUUUUAGUUACACAUUCAAUAUGGUGUCCAGCAACAUGAUUCCCACGGGGCAGGGCUAUUUCAAGGCUUUACCAGCCAGGAUGCAGAGUGUUAGUCUCAGAGUGCACAAUAAAGAGCUACACAGCCCUCACCAGGGCUACUCUACACUGUAACAAAUUGCUGUAAAAAUACAGCAUAUUUUGUACAGUAAUAUACCGUUCUUUGUAAAUACAGCUGAAUACUGUAAAUUCACGUGUUUUUCAAGAACAAAAUAAUAACAGCAAGCUACCUUACAAUCUUACAGCAGAUUACAGUAUUUUUCUGGUUUGGGUUGAUUUGAGUGUGACUGUUGCUGCAGUCCAACUGUUACUCGUCUCGGCAAAUCUUCCUGCACAUCACCACAUUUAGCAAACAGCCAACACAAAGAAGUGACGAAAUAGGUUUAAAAUAGUAUGUAUGGGGGAUUUUACUCAUUACCGAGGGAAGAAGUGGAGAAAAGGAAGAAGUGAGGACGACGAUUUUCGGCCCUCAGACCUGCAGGGACCAUCUGUAGCUGAUCCAUCCUGCUCCGGUUCACUGAACAAGGUAACUGUGAUUAUUAAAAAGUCAGCCUUACUUUUAUUUCUGUCAGUCUAUUUAUGUUUUAUUCUUUGACAGUAACAUAAACAUAGCCAGUUAGUUACUGCUUGGUGUUAGCCACGAGUCGCUAGCAUGAAUGCUAACGUUUCCCACACUGUUAGCUAGCAGCUAGCUAGCUAGCAUUAAUGCUAACGUUUUCCACACUGCUAGCAUCCUCCCCUUUGGCUGCAGUGGACAAAACUUUGGCUCUUUCUUUUAAACCAGACCAGGAAAAUGAAUUUCUAAGCAACCAGAUCCAGCUAGGUUAAGUUAGCUAUCUCUGUCUUUCAUGUAAUUUUCCAUUAAAUAUACAAUGUGAUGCUCCACUGAUCUGUUAUCAUGUACUUGUCUGCUUUCGACCAUUUAGGUAAUUUCAAGUUUUAAAAAGGUUUGUAGGAUGUGUCCUGUUGCUUUUCUCUCCACUUAGGAAAGGUAAACUUGCUUGUUAUGCAAACGGCUGCAAAAAUUAGAUUUAAAUGUGUAUUGAACUAAAUAGCUGUUUUAAGUGGAACCCUCUGUUUUGCUUAAUAAUUUGAGUUUCCUGUUUGUUUGUUUUUUGUUGAUGAUUGUGACAGAGUUCCAUAUUAUGUUCAAGGGAUCUUUGCCUACACACCUAAUAUAUUCUUUCUUUGUCAUUUCAUUCUAGGCUCUUUCUUGCUAUCAACCCUGAGAGGGGAACAAAGGCAGCCAGGAGAAGGUGAUGUUCCAGAGGUCAGGAAGCUGCUCCAGAUAAAGACAUCUACUGUAAAUCCUCAUGUAACCUCCUUUAUAAAAAGACUCAUGGACUCUGAGUGGAACUUCAUGUAAACCCACAGCACCUCACCACACAGGACCUCACUUUCACAAAGCAAAAGCCCAGUCUGCAACCAGAUGUUCAUGCUGUCAUUCUAAGGUAACAAAUCUCAGUAUUGUGUUGGGUUUAGUAUAAAAUACUUCAGUUCCAGGUUUGUUCCUUGACUAGGUGUUUAUUGAACAUGAUCAUGAGUUAUGAAACACUGAUUCUGAAGGCAGGGUACCUGAAAUGUGAUAUGCAAUUUUUAAACAGAUUGCUGACAACCUGUUAAACAUCAUUAAUUGUUUUUAUAGAUUUUAUUUUAAAAGACUUGAAUUACUUGACAUUUGUUAGCUGCUGAAUGUGUUCAAUCAAACUCAGUGUACCUGAACUAGAACAUGCACAAUGGGAACCUGUUCAGCAUGAGGAAAUGAUUGUAUGUUACUGAAAUUGAAUGGGUUAGAUAGGUCAGUUUUUGAACUAUGUUUGAUACAGAGUUGGCUUUAAUAAAAGCUUAAUGUUGAAAAGUCAUCUCUUGUCUGAGCCAUUUCUAUGCUAUGCUAUUUCCUGGGGCUUUCGUUUUGAAAGCCCCAGGAAAUAGCUCUCUAAACAGCAUAAUACUGUAAUAUUUUUUACAGUAAAAAACAGUUGUUUUAGAAUACGGUAGGAUUACUGUAAAAUAACAGUGCGCUGCUGGCAACUUUAGCUGCCAGCUCUUUACUGUUAAUUUACAGGGAAAUUUCUUAGAGUGUAAAUAUGCAGAUGCAAAGGUGUUGGGCCAUGCCUGCAGUGUGCUGGCUGCUUUCGCCAUCACAGCCACAGUUGGUGACAGAAAUCCUCUAUCUGUGCUGAUUCUGCCCUGGGUGGUGAUGGCUGGUGGGACACUAUAGCUGCUGUGUGGUUCAGUAGCUUUUGCUCAGGAUAAAACCUUUGAGAGCACCGUUUUUAUUCUCUACGGGAUGAUGUGGACAGUGUGGGGGUUGACACGAUAUGGCGACCUGUAUGGUGACACCAGAGGCUUUAAUUUGGCUGCUGGGAUCAUUAGCUUCAUGCUGUUUAACUGUUUGGUGACAGCAGCAACGCUGUUUCUAAAUGUGGCCUGGUUUGUCUACGCUCUCACCUUCCAGCUCAUCCUCAUCAGCUUCCUGCUGGAUGCAGUAGGUGCGCUGCCUUUUGGCUACGACAUAGGAGUCACCAUCAUCUUUGGCCUGGUCAGUUUUUAUUGUUUCCUGGAAAACAUUUUCAACAGCACCUUCCAGUCCCCCCAGAUCCCUUUAGGAAGACCUCGAGUAAAGCUGAAUGGGGUAGGAGGAGGGGAAGAUAUCGGCCCACGUGUACCAGCCCGCAAGGCCACAUCUGUGCAGCAGAUUGCAGGUGAGAUAUGAAAGACAAUGAUGCUGAUUUCUGAAAUAAACUGCUGUUUAUGUUCUUGAUGUGACAGUAGUUGUCUUCUCUUCCCCUCUGCAGAAAUCAUGAAAAACGGUGGCAUAUGUGGAAUGCCAACUGACACAGUCUAUGUGCUGGUGGCAGCCUGCAACAGGCCAGACGCAGUCGUCAAAGCUUACAAAUAAGUUCAGAUGUUUUUAAAUGUGUCCCUUAUGUAGUGGUUCCUUCUUAUUACCGUCUGAUCUCUCCUUCAUUUCAGGGUGAAGAAGCAGGCACAGGACCGAUCCAUGUCCUUGUGGAUCUCCUCCAUCAAGCAGCUGGAGUCGGUGCGACACCUGCUGAGCCCUCUAGUGCUGGACUUCACAUGGCUGUCCUCCAUUAGCAUGGUUAUACCCAGACGUAGGUCCCUGGAUGGACAUGUUUGGUUUGGGAGAUGCUGCCAAACACAAGUAUUGCUAUCAGAAACCCAGACUGUUCUGUGGCAACACAUCUCAUUAAUUUGGUGGGGCCUAUUGCAGUAACCUCAGCCAACCCUACAGGCAAAGCAGACACAACUUACCAUAACCAAGUUUAUGCCAAACUGGGAGACAAG
Messenger RNA from Amphiprion ocellaris (clown anemonefish), 6680 nucleotides. RefSeq lists its product as uncharacterized. NCBI's taxonomy places the organism in Eukaryota, Metazoa, Chordata, Actinopteri, Pomacentridae. The coding region runs from base 9 to 2615 and encodes 868 amino acids. The record is from RefSeq and is a predicted model, not a curated record. The transcript is spliced from 3 exons.